Molecule: messenger RNA, 867 nt
Organism: Tinamus guttatus (white-throated tinamou)
Lineage: Eukaryota; Metazoa; Chordata; Aves; Tinamiformes; Tinamidae
Product: sulfotransferase 1 family member D1-like
Molecular function (GO): sulfotransferase activity
Source: RefSeq, a predicted model, not a curated record
AUGGGCAGGGAAAAUAUUGUCCGGGAAGAGCUGGGCAUCCUUCAUGGGAUGCCCAUCUACAAGUCAUUCAUCAAGGUCUGGCCACAAGUGGAGGCUUUCCAAGCCCGGCCUGAUGACCUGCUCAUCUGCACCUACCCCAAAUCGGGUGCUACGUGGCUCAGCGAGAUCUUGGACAAUGGCAACGUGGAGAAAUGCAAGCGGGAUGCCAUCUUCAACCGGGUGCCUUUCCUGGAGAUGAACAUGCCUGGUAUGCCAAAUGGCAUCGAGCUGCUGGCCAAGAUACCCUCACCACGCCUGGUGAAGACCCACCUCCCCGUCCAGCUGCUCCCCAACUCCUUCUGGGAGCAGGACUGCAAGGUGAUCUAUGUUGCCCGCAACCCCAAGGAUGUGGCUGUCUCCUCCUACUACUUUUACCAGACAAAGAUGUACCUCAACCCUUGCACAAUGGAGGAGUUUCUGCAGAACUUCAUGGCUGGGAAAGUGGCCUACGGGUCCUGGUACAGGCACGUAAAAGACUGGUGGGAGAAGAGGAAGGAGAAGAGGCUCCUCUAUCUCUUCUACGAGGACAUGAAGCAGGACCCCCGUUGCGAAGUGCAGAUCGCCCGGUUCCUGGGCAAGGAGGUGGCUGAGAGCAUGGUGGAGAAGAUCAUCCACCACACCUCCUUCCAGGAGAUGAAGAAAAACCCCGCCGCUAACUACGAGACCCUGCUGGACCGGCUGAUGGACCACAGCCUGUCGCCCUUCGUGCGGGAAGGGAUCACCGGGGACUGGAAAAACCACUUCACGGUGGCCCAGAACAAGCGCUUCAACAAGCACUACAAAGAGCAGAUGAAGGAUUCUGACCUCUGCUUCCGCAUGGAGAUAUGA